UUUUGUUUUGUUUCAUUAUGAUAUUUUGAUUCACCAAUGCAGGGGAAGUUAUGAGAAAAGAAUCUACUGUUGACUCUAUGAAGGCAAUUCCUCCCCUAGACUUUUGUACUGUUAAUCAAUUGACAAUUGGCUUCUUCACCGGAACUGAGAAAGACCCAUCCUUUGCUAACUCAAGAUGAGUACAAUUUUUCCCGAGGUUGGAAGAGCAAUUCAAUUUGUUUUUUGGAGGAAUAAAUGCAACAUUACUUGUUCCAACUAAUUUUGUGAGAUGGGUAAAUUCAGGAGUUACCUUGAUUAAUCAGUAUGCUGCUUGGCAGAACUAUUGCACUUUCGCUACCAUAUUGACCAGAUUAGAUAAUGCUGUUGAAACAACAGAAGGACUUGCCACGUUGCUAUUCAGAGUGAUGAAUAAUUACCCUAAAAUAUUUGUUCACUUUGCUGAUAUGACAACAGGAUUUACUAACCAGGACUGAUCCAAAAUGUCGAAGGCUGCUGGAGGAAUCUUUUCUCUUGUAUUUGAUUUUAAUGUUCCUGAGGACGUGAUAUAAUUUGAUGUAAAAUUUGAUAACUACAUUCA
Molecule: messenger RNA, 577 nt
Organism: Moneuplotes crassus
Lineage: Eukaryota; Ciliophora; Spirotrichea; Euplotida; Euplotidae
Source: the annotation of a GenBank genome assembly